Molecule: messenger RNA, 1464 nt
Organism: Microcebus murinus (gray mouse lemur)
Lineage: Eukaryota; Metazoa; Chordata; Mammalia; Primates; Cheirogaleidae
Source: RefSeq, a predicted model, not a curated record
AUGGCGUCGGCGGCAAACCACACGGAAGUCCCGCCCACGCCCGAGGGGGCCGCAGGAAACGGCACUGUUCCGGGCCGUCAUUGGCUCAGCGCCCGCCGCUCGCGCGAUGCACAACCUUCUGGUUCCACAGAAAAUGUGGCAACAAAUUGUAGGCGCAGUCGCACCAAAUUCACAGAGGAUCAAUUGAAAAUCCUCAUCCAUGCCUUCAAUCAAAAACCUUACCCAGGCUUUGCCACCAAACAAAGACUUGCUUCAGAAAUAAACACUGAAGAGUCAAGAAUCCAGAUAUGGUUUCAGAAUCGAAGAGCUAGGCACAGAUUCCAGAAGAAGCCAGAAUGUGAGGAGGUUUCAGAAUCAAGCCAAAGCCUUGGACAAGGUCACCUUGGGGAGGAGAAUCGAACUAAAUCUCGAGAAGCCCGACGGAGCCGCACCUGCUACAGUGCCACUCAACUGCACGCUCUCGUCCAGGCAUUUAUCAAAAACCCUUACCCUGGGAUUGAAUGCAGAGAACAACUUGCUAAAGAAAUUGGGGUUCCAGAAUCAAGAGUCCAAAUUUGGUUUCAAAAUCGAAGAUCUAGAUACCAUACCAAGAAACGUAAAAGAGAACCUGACCAAUCCUUAGAACAAAACCAGGACAAGAUCUCUGAGGGAGUCCAAGGUAUAGAAGAUGCUCAAAAUGGCACCAGCCUCACCAGAAACUCUUAUUUCUCUGAAGCCAGAACAUGGUGGACACAAACAAAUUCAGUGUAUUUAUUUUUUAUUUUCUGCAAGCUAAGGAAGAUAACAGGUGGAUGGCACAGUGUGUUUUGAUAUCAUCAACUUGGGCCCCAGAUUUCUCUUAUAGUCUUGUUAGUCACCUGUCAUUCUCCGGUGACUGCAAAUGGAGCCUUCUGGGUGCAGGAGAGGGCUUCAGGAGGCAAAGACAGACACUGGGCACCACGCAGCCCGGAGCCUGUGGUCAGCAGACCUUAACAAUGAAAAUAAACUUAAUGGUAAUCAUUUUUCAGCCAUCACAGUAUUGGUUGAUUCAGCAAAAGUCAUCAAUGGAUGUUAAAUCUUUAAAAGUUUGAUGAAAAAUGAGAUGUAUAUAUCAUUUCAAAGAAUUUCCUCACAUAUACUCAUUUAUUACAAAAGGAAAAUUAGUAAUUUUUCAGUGGCAAAAACUGGCCAAUUCCCCUUAACCAAGUGGCUGAGGUUCACUUCGUCAGUAAUGGCACAAAUCAACAUGAGGUUCUUCCUGAUAUGAUACACUAAGGAGGACAUGAUGUAUUGUCUGUUGUAUUACUGACUAAAAGUGAGUAAGCUGAGACUAGUCAUUAGAAAACGUGAAGCAAACACUAAUUUAAUGACAGUUUACAGAGUAACAUUCCUGCACUUGUCAAUAAUGGAUUGAAUAAUGAAAAUAGGCAUGAAGAAAAAGUAGGCUAAAUAAAAAAAUAUUUUAAAAAUAUAGGCAUAAGAGUU